GUACCGUCCGGAUCGCAGUUUGUCGCGAGUUAACAUCGAAGCAAACAAUUUUUUUCACAUCCCAUCCUACACUUGAAAUCGUUGCGGUGUGUGAUUUUUCAAUUCAGUAUUCAUUGGUGUGCCGUAAAGAUUCGGAGAAGAGAGCCAAAUAAAAUACAACCAUGAGCUCAUCGCAGUACUAUCCAUUCCAAUGCACCCCGACGGUCUACCCGGCCGAUCCGUUCGACGCCACCGAGGAUGCCGCAACGUUGCGCAAGGCCAUGAAAGGUUUCGGAACCGACGAGAAGGCCAUCAUUGAAGUUCUGGCUCGUCGUGGAAUUGUGCAGCGUUUGGAAAUUUCACAGGCUUUCAAGACAGCCUACGGCAAGGAUUUAAUUAGCGAUCUGAAAUCGGAACUGGGCGGCAAAUUCGAGGAUGUUAUUCUGGCUUUGAUGACUCCGUUGCCACAGUUUUAUGCCAAGGAGCUGCACGACGCCAUCUCUGGUAUCGGUACCGACGAGGAAGCUAUCAUCGAGAUUUUGUGCACCCUGUCCAACUAUGGCAUUAAAACUAUUGCUGAGUUUUACGAGCAACUGUAUGGUGUCUCGUUGGAAUCCGAUCUGAAGGGCGAUACCAGUGGAGCAUUCAAGCGUUUGUGUGUCUCGCUGGUUCAGGGUAAUCGCGAUGAAAAUACUGGUGUUGAUGAAGGUGCAGCUGCAGCUGAUGCCCAGGGUUUGUUUGACGCCGGCGAAGGCCAGUGGGGAACAGAUGAGUCCAUUUUCAACCAGAUUUUGGUCACCAGAUCGUACCAGCAAUUGCGUGCUGUAUUCGAAGCCUACGAAAACCUCGCUGGUCAUCCGAUCGAGGAUGCUAUUAAGCGUGAAUUCAGUGGCGCCGUCGAGGAAGGCUUUAAGGCCAUUGUACGUUGUGUCCGAUCGAAGGUUGCAUACUUUGCCAAGCGAUUGCAUCAUUCGAUGGCCGGACUGGGAACCAACGAUAAGACGUUGAUUCGUAUUAUCGUUAGCCGCUCCGAGAUCGAUUUGGGCGACAUCAAGGAAGCUUUCCAGGAGAUGUACGGAAAGUCGCUGGAAUCAUGGAUUAAGGGCGACACAUCGGGCGAUUACAAACGUGCUCUGUUGGCCAUUUCCGGAUAUGUGUAAACCGCAGAGUCCUACCGAACAGACCGAACACACAAAUGCUAUUGUUGUUAAUGGAUGGCUUGCGAUGAUUUAUUGUUUGCAACUUGCAACGAAUGGGCGACCUUUUUUUUCUCUUAAUUUGCACCAACAUCACCACACGACCUGUUUUUGGGGUCGACACGACAGCCUUAAUAAAAAUGCCUUAUUCUCGAAAUAUUCACCAUGUUCAGCAAUAACUUACUACGUAAACGGAGAUAUAACGAACUCAGACUUAGCAUGUACGACAUUGCAAAUUUGUUUUCUAUUUAAAUAAUGUUAAGCCGAGAGAGCGAAAAUAAAAUGUUGCGAAACAAUGCCAUUUU
Molecule: messenger RNA, 1480 nt
Organism: Sabethes cyaneus
Lineage: Eukaryota; Metazoa; Arthropoda; Insecta; Diptera; Culicidae
Product: annexin B9
Exons: 6
Coding region: 162-1139 (325 amino acids)
Cellular component (GO): cytoplasm
Molecular function (GO): calcium ion binding; calcium-dependent phospholipid binding
Source: RefSeq, a predicted model, not a curated record